CAUUAUCUUGUCUCCUUUCUGAUAUUAGGAGCACUGAACCAAUGAUUGAGGCAAGAAAUAUUACAGAGGUCACCCACUUCGUCCUGCUGGGAUUCUCAGAUUUUCCCAGAAUCAUAGCAGUGCUCUUUGUCAUAUUCCUGGUGAUCUACAUUAUGACUCUGACUUGGAACCUGUGCCUCAUUGUUUUAAUAAGGAUGGAUUCCCACCUCCAUACACCCAUGUAUUUCUUCCUCAGCAGCCUGUCCUUCAUAGAUGUCUGCUAUGUCAGCUCCACAGUCCCCAAGAUGCUCUCCAACUUCUUCCAGGAGCAGAAAACUAUCACCUUUGCAGGUUGCAUUGUGCAAAACUUUGUCUUUUCGACGAUGGGACUGAGUGAGUCUUGUCUCAUGACGGCCAUGGCUUAUGACCGCUAUGCUGCCAUCUGUAACCCCCUCCUCUAUUCAUCAAUCAUGUCACCCAGCCUCUGUGUUCGGAUGGUGCUGAGAUCCUACAUGGCCGGACUCACUGCUUCUUCAGCCCAAAUUGGUACUUUGUUUCAGCUCCACUUCUGUGGGCCUAAUGUCAUCAUCCACUUCUUCUGUGACAUGCCCCAGCUGUUAAUCCUGUCCUGCACUGACACCUUCUUUGUACAGGCCAUGACUGCUGUAUUAACAAUUUUCUUUGGGAUAGUAAAUGCACUAGUUAUCCUGAUAUCCUAUGCCUAUAUUGCCAUCUCCAUCAUGAAGAUCACUUCAGCUAAAGGCAGGUCCAAGACAUUCAACACCUGUGCUUCUCAUCUGACAGCUGUGUCCCUCUUCUAUACGUCAGGUAUGUUUGUCUAUUUGAGUUCCAGCUCUGGUGCUUCCUCCAGCUUUGACAGAUUUGCAUCCGUCUUCUACACAGUGAUGAUUCCCAUGUUGAAUCCCUUGAUUUACAGUCUGAGGAACAAGGAAAUCAAAGAUGCUUUGAAGAGGUGCCAGAAGAGAGGGCACUGCUAAGGUUACAGAUUCUCAGAUUUCUGACAGAUUUGGCUUGUCAGAAUCACC
Molecule: messenger RNA, 1025 nt
Organism: Propithecus coquereli (Coquerel's sifaka)
Lineage: Eukaryota; Metazoa; Chordata; Mammalia; Primates; Indriidae
Product: olfactory receptor 5AN1-like
Exons: 1
Coding region: 42-977 (311 amino acids)
Biological process (GO): G protein-coupled receptor signaling pathway; sensory perception of smell
Cellular component (GO): membrane
Molecular function (GO): G protein-coupled receptor activity; olfactory receptor activity; odorant binding
Source: RefSeq, a predicted model, not a curated record